AUGGCCGCUCCCAAGUGGAUGGCUAGUUCGGGGUUCGACGGCGGCCUACGCCCCGCCACCUCCCCUGACGGCCGGACACAACCUCAACGUCAAACAAGCCACGCUGCGCCUGGCGGAUACUUCUUCCAAACCACGCAGAGUCGAUCAACCACUUGCCUUUCGGAACCUCGAGGCCAGCUGGCUCUUGACGUCAAAGUCCGUCCAUCGGUCCUUUCCAAGAUGGCCGGUCAUCCCCCCCAACCACCAUGACUGCCCGGCCAACCAUCCCACCAUCAGUCCAGCCAGC
Molecule: messenger RNA, 286 nt
Organism: Verticillium alfalfae VaMs.102
Lineage: Eukaryota; Fungi; Ascomycota; Sordariomycetes; Glomerellales; Plectosphaerellaceae
Exons: 2
Coding region: 1-249 (82 amino acids)
Source: RefSeq, a predicted model, not a curated record